Molecule: messenger RNA, 2005 nt
Organism: Monomorium pharaonis (pharaoh ant)
Lineage: Eukaryota; Metazoa; Arthropoda; Insecta; Hymenoptera; Formicidae
Gene: blw
Product: ATP synthase subunit alpha, mitochondrial
Exons: 8
Coding region: 121-1767 (548 amino acids)
Biological process (GO): proton transmembrane transport; proton motive force-driven ATP synthesis
Molecular function (GO): proton-transporting ATP synthase activity, rotational mechanism; ATP binding; ADP binding
Source: RefSeq, a predicted model, not a curated record
AGAAGAGGAGAGUGGAGUGGAGUGGAGUGGACGUUCUUCUUUCGAUCUUCACUACCUGCCUGCCUAUCCCGAAUCGACCGGUCGUCUUCUCACAUCCUCGUUAACUUGUAGAGCCUGAAAAUGGCGCUCUUAUCCUUACGUUUAGCGUCGUCCUUGGCCAGGCACCUGCCGAAUACCACGGCCCAGAUUAAUUGGCCUGCCGCUACUAUAGCUUCUCGCAAGUAUCAUGUCACCUGCAGUCGCCGUUCAGCAGAGAUCUCUGCUAUUCUGGAGGAACGUAUCCUUGGAUCUGCGCCAAAGGCUAAUCUUGAAGAGACUGGCAGGGUACUCAGUAUUGGAGAUGGUAUCGCACGUGUGUACGGGUUGAAGAACAUUCAAGCUGACGAAAUGGUAGAGUUUAGCUCAGGCUUAAAGGGUAUGGCGUUGAAUUUGGAGCCUGACAAUGUGGGUGUUGUCGUAUUUGGUAAUGACAGACACAUUAAGGAGGGUGAUAUUGUCAAGCGUACUGGUGCUAUUGUUGAUGUUCCCGUUGGCGAAGAACUGUUAGGCCGUGUUGUUGAUGCCUUGGGUAAUCCUAUCGAUGGCAAGGGGCCUUUAAACAGUAAAUUAAGAUUCCGUAUUGGAACAAAAGCUCCAGGCAUUAUCCCCAGAGUAUCAGUUAGGGAGCCUAUGCAAACUGGAAUAAAAGCUGUGGAUUCCUUGGUGCCUAUUGGUCGUGGUCAACGUGAAUUGAUCAUUGGAGAUAGGCAAACUGGAAAAACUGCUCUUGCCAUUGAUACUAUUAUCAAUCAAAAGCGUUUCAAUGAUGGCGGAGAAGAAAAGAAGAAAUUAUACUGCAUUUACGUCGCGAUUGGUCAGAAGAGAUCCACCGUUGCACAAAUUGUAAAGCGUUUAACAGACAGUGGUGCUAUCAAUUACACUAUCAUUGUAUCCGCCACUGCCUCCGAUGCGGCUCCGCUUCAGUACUUGGCUCCCUACUCUGGAUGUGCCAUGGGAGAGUUCUUCAGAGAUAAUGGAAAACAUGCCUUAAUCAUUUACGAUGAUUUGUCCAAGCAAGCUGUUGCCUAUCGACAAAUGUCUCUGCUACUUAGAAGACCACCUGGUCGCGAAGCCUACCCCGGCGACGUAUUCUACCUUCAUUCUCGUUUGCUUGAAAGAGCUGCAAAAAUGAAUGAAGGGCUGGGUGGUGGAUCGUUGACAGCUUUGCCUGUUAUCGAAACGCAAGCCGGUGAUGUGUCUGCUUACAUCCCUACCAAUGUAAUCUCUAUUACCGAUGGUCAGAUCUUUUUGGAAACCGAAUUGUUUUACAAGGGUAUUCGACCUGCUAUUAACGUCGGUUUAUCCGUAUCGCGUGUCGGAUCUGCUGCUCAAACCAAGGCCAUGAAACAGGUUGCUGGUUCUAUGAAAUUAGAAUUGGCCCAAUAUCGUGAAGUAGCAGCUUUCGCUCAGUUUGGUUCGGAUUUGGAUGCUGCAACUCAGCAAUUGUUGAAUCGCGGCGUGAGAUUAACGGAGCUUCUCAAACAGGGACAAUAUGUACCCAUGGCUAUUGAAGAACAGGUAGCAGUUAUAUAUUGCGGUGUACGUGGCUACCUUGACAAAAUGGACCCUACCAAGAUAACCAGUUUUGAAAAAGAAUUUCUUGCACACAUCAGGUCUACUCAACAAGAUCUUCUUGCUACCAUUGCGAAAGAAAAUGUAAUUAGUGAAGCAUCAGACGCGAAACUAAAGAAAGUAGUUACAGAUUUCCUUGCGUCCUUCUCAGCAUAAAGUGCGAUCAUCAAAACUCAUUUUAAUGCGAGUCAACAUAGAUAAUGGAAGAACAUGAGGUGUUCUUAAAGAUUUUUCUGCUGCUGUGUUAAUGUACCGAUAUUACGCAUCGCUAUACAAAUGUUAUUAUUAAAAUGUAAUUAUGUAUAAUAUCUGUACAUUAAAAAUAUUAUUGCAGCAAUUCCAUAAACGACCUGUAAAUUUGACAGCCAUCUACAAUAUAUUGAUACAUAAAAAA